AUGGUAGCUCUUUCGCUGAAGAUCUGUGUCCGUCAGUGCAACGUGGUGAAGACGAUGCAGUUUGAGCCAUCCACUGCAGUGUAUGAUGCCUGCAGAGUGAUCCGUGAGCGGGUGCCAGAGGCUCAGACAGGGCAGGCCUCUGACUAUGGAUUGUUCUUGUCAGACGACGACCCUCGGAAAGGUAUAUGGCUGGAGGCUGGAAGAACACUGGAUUAUUACAUGCUGAGAAAUGGGGAUAUAUUGGAGUAUAAAAAGAAACAGAGACCUCAAAAAAUACGUAUGUUGGAUGGUUCAGUGAAAACAGUGAUGGUGGAUGAUUCUAAAACAGUUGGUGAAUUGCUGGUUACCAUUUGCAGCAGGAUAGGGAUAACCAAUUAUGAGGAAUAUUCCUUAAUCCAGGAGAGCGUCGAGGAGAAGAAAGAGGAGAGCACAGGAACACUUAAGAAAGACAGGACACUGCUACGUGAUGAAAGGAAAAUGGAAAAACUGAAGGCCAAGCUGCACACGGAUGAUGAUCUGAACUGGCUGGACCACAGCCGCACGUUCCGGGAGCAGGGCGUGGACGAGAGCGAGACGCUCCUGCUCAGGAGAAAGUUCUUCUACUCGGACCAGAAUGUGGAUUCCAGGGAUCCUGUGCAGCUCAACCUGCUCUAUGUUCAGGCUCGUGAUGACAUUCUGAAUGGUUCCCACCCUGUCUCCUUUGAGAAGGCCUGUGAGUUUGGAGGCUUUCAAGCACAGAUCCAGUUUGGACCUCAUGUAGAACACAAACACAAACCUGGAUUUUUAGACCUAAAAGAAUUUCUGCCUAAAGAAUAUACCAAACAAAGAGGGGCUGAAAAGAGAAUAUUUCAGGAGCACAAGAACUGUGGUGAGAUGACUGAAAUCGAAGCCAAAGUCAAGUAUGUGAAGCUGGCCCGUUCCCUGAGGACCUAUGGAGUGUCCUUUUUCCUUGUGAAGGAAAAAAUGAAAGGCAAGAACAAGCUGGUUCCUCGUUUGCUGGGCGUCACCAAGGACUCGGUGAUGCGCGUGGACGAGAAGACCAAGGAGGUGCUGCAGGAGUGGCCACUGACCACGGUGAAACGCUGGGCUGCCUCGCCAAAGAGCUUCACUCUGGAUUUUGGUGAAUAUCAGGAAAGCUAUUACUCUGUACAGACCACUGAAGGAGAACAGAUCUCUCAGUUAAUUGCAGGUUACAUUGAUAUCAUUCUAAAGAAGAAACAAAGUAAAGAUAGAUUUGGGCUUGAAGGUGAUGAGGAAUCAACCAUGUUGGAAGAAUCUGUAUCACCUAAGAAGCCCACCAUUCUGCAGCAGCAGUUCAACCGCACGGGGAAGGUGGAGCAUGGCUCUGUGGCACUGCCUGCAGUCAUGCGCUCGGGCUCCAGCGGCCCCGAGACCUUCAACAUUGGCAUCAUGCCUUCCCCCCAGCAGCAGGUCACCGUGGGCCAGAUGCACAGAGGACAUAUGCCCCCCCUUACCUCAGCUCAGCAGGCCCUGAUGGGGACCAUCAACACCAGUAUGCAUGCUGUCCAGCAGGCACAGGCUGACCUCAGUGAAGUGGAUAACCUGCCACCUCUAGGGCAGGACAUGGCAUCACGAGUGUGGGUUCAGAACAAGGUUGAUGAGUCCAAGCAUGAAAUACACUCUCAGGUUGAUGCAAUCACUGCAGGAACUGCUUCUGUUGUUAACCUUACAGCAGGGGACCCAGUUGACACUGAUUACACUGCUGUGGGAUGUGCAAUUACUACCAUCUCGUCCAACCUCACCGAGAUGUCCAAAGGUGUGAAACUCCUUGCUGCUCUCAUGGAUGAUGAGGUUGGGAGUGGAGAAGACCUCCUGAAAGCUGCUCGGACAUUGGCCAGUGCUGUCUCAGACUUGCUGAAGGCUGUGCAACCUACUUCAGGGGAGCCUCGCCAGACGGUGCUGAGUGCAGCUGGCAGCAUUGGGCAGGCGAGUGGGGAGCUGCUGAGGCAGAUUGGAGAGAAUGAGACAGAUGAAAGGUUCCAGGAUGUCCUGAUGAGUUUGGCCAAAGCUGUUGCAAACGCUGCUGCCAUGUUAGUGCUGAAGGCCAAGAACGUGGCGCAGGUGGCUGAGGACACAGUCCUGCAGAACAGGGUCAUUGCUGCUGCUACCCAGUGUGCACUCUCCACUUCCCAGCUCGUGGCUUGUGCUAAGGUGGUGAGUCCCACCAUCAGCUCUCCCGUGUGUCAGGAGCAGCUGAUUGAGGCAGGGAAGCUGGUGGACCGUUCUGUGGAGAACUGUGUGAGGGCCUGCCAGGCUGCCACAGACGACCCCGAGCUGCUGAAGCAGGUCAGUGCGGCCGCCAGCGUGACCAUCAUGUGUGUCACAGAGAGCAUCUUCAGCUCCAUGGGAGACGCUGGUGAGAUGGUGAGGCAGGCCAGGGUCCUGGCCCAGGCCACCUCGGAUCUGGUCAAUGCCAUGAGGUCGGACGCCGAGGCAGAAAUCGACAUGGAGAACUCCAAGAAGCUCCUGGCGGCCGCCAAGCUCCUGGCAGACUCCACAGCUCGCAUGGUUGAAGCUGCAAAGGGAGCUGCAGCCAACCCCGAGAACGAGGAGCAGCAGCAGCGGCUGCGCGAGGCGGCCGAGGGACUGCGCGUGGCCACCAACGCUGCCGCGCAGAACGCCAUCAAGAAGAAGAUUGUCAACAGGCUGGAGAUUGCAGCUAAACAAGCUGCAGCUGCUGCUACUCAGACUAUUGCAGCUUCCCAGAAUGCAGCAGUUUCCAACAAGAACACAGCAGCCCACCAGCAACUUGUGCAGAGCUGCAAGAAUGUUGCAGACCACAUUCCUCAGCUGGUGCAGGGUGUCCGAGGAAGCCAAGCUCAGGCCGAAGACCUCAGUGCCCAACUUGCUUUAAUAAAUUCCAGCCAGAAUUUCCUGCAGCCUGGAAGUAAAAUGGUGGCAUCUGCUAAGGCUGCAGUCCCCACGGUGACUGACCAGGCAGCAGCAAUGCAGCUGAGCCAGUGUGCCAAGAACCUGGCGACCAGCCUGGCCGAGCUGCGCACUGCCUCACAGAAGGCUCAUGAAGCAUGUGGCCCCAUGGAAAUCGAUUCUGCUCUGAACACGGUGCAGACGCUGAAGAACGAACUGCAGGAUGCGAAGAUGGCAGCAGUGGAGGGACAGCUGAAGCCUCUCCCGGGAGAAACUCUUGAGAAAUGCACUCAGGACCUGGGAAGCACAUCCAAAGCCGUUGGUUCUUCGAUGGCCCAGCUGUUAACUUGUGCUGCUCAAGGCAACGAGCACUACACAGGAGUUGCUGCCAGAGAAACUGCUCAGGCUUUGAAGACUUUGGCCCAGGCAGCACGAGGGGUCGCAGCGUCCACUACUGACCCUGUGGCAGCACAUGCAAUGUUGGACUCGGCAAGGGAUGUCAUGGAAGGCUCUGCUAUGCUGAUCCAGGAGGCCAAGCAGGCCCUGGCUGCCCCAGGGGAUGCAGACAGGCAGCAGAGAUUAGCCCAGGUGGCAAAAGCAGUGUCUCACUCCUUGAACAACUGUGUGAAUUGUCUGCCUGGACAAAAGGAUGUGGACGUGGCCUUGAAGAGUAUUGGGGAGUCUAGCAAGAAGCUCCUUGUCGAUUCGCUACCUCCAAGUUCCAAGUCAUUUCAAGAAGCUCAGAGUGAGCUGAACCAGGCAGCAGCAGACCUGAACCAGUCAGCAGGAGAAGUUGUCCAUGCUACACGGGGCCAGAGUGGGGAACUGGCUGCAGCCUCUGGAAAGUUCAGUGAUGACUUUGAUGAAUUUCUCGAUGCUGGUAUUGAAAUGGCUGGGCAGGCACAAACUAAAGAGGAUCAGAUUCAAGUAAUAGGUAACCUCAAGAGUAUCUCCAUGGCUUCCAGCAAGCUGUUACUAGCAGCCAAAUCUCUGUCUGUCGAUCCUGGAGCUCCCAAUGCCAAGAACCUCUUAGCAGCAGCAGCAAGAGCUGUGACUGAGAGUAUAAACCAGCUCAUCACCCUGUGCACCCAGCAAGCUCCCGGGCAGAAGGAAUGUGAUAAUGCACUCAGAGAACUGGAGACUGUAAAGGGGAUGCUGGAUAACCCCAACGAACCCGUCAGCGAUCUCUCCUAUUUUGACUGCAUUGAGGGUGUAAUGGAGAACUCCAAGGUUCUUGGAGAAUCCAUGGCAGGCAUUUCCCAGAACGCGAAAACUGGAGAUCUCUUAGUCUUUGGAGAAUGUGUUGGGGUUGCAUCCAAGGCUCUCUGUGGCCUCACAGAGGCAGCAGCUCAGGCCGCGUACCUGGUGGGUAUCUCGGAUCCCAACAGUCAGGCUGGGCAGCAGGGCCUGGUGGACCCGAUUCAGUUUGCCAGAGCCAACCAAGCAAUCCAGAUGGCUUGUCAGAACUUGGUGGAUCCAGCCAGCAGCCCCUCACAGGUGUUAUCAGCAGCCACAAUUGUGGCCAAACAUACUUCUGCUUUGUGCAACGCUUGUCGCAUUGCUUCGUCCAAAACUGCAAAUCCUGUUGCCAAGAGACACUUUGUGCAGUCUGCCAAGGAAGUUGCAAACAGCACUGCUAACCUGGUUAAAACCAUCAAGGCACUGGAUGGAGAUUUCUCUGAGGAGAACCGCAACAAGUGCAGAAUUGCCACUGCCCCUUUGAUAGAAGCUGUGGAAAACCUGACAGCGUUUGCUUCCAAUCCAGAGUUUGUCAGCAUACCAGCACAGAUCAGCAGUGAGGGGUCACGAGCACAGGAGCCAAUUUUAGUUUCUGCCAGGACGAUGUUGGAGAGCUCCUCAUUGCUGAUCAAAACUGCUCGUUCCCUGGCUAUCAACCCCAAAGACCCUCCCACCUGGUCUGUGCUGGCUGGGCAUUCCCACACAGUCUCAGAUUCCAUCAAGAGUCUUAUCACCUCCAUCAGGGACAAGGCCCCAGGGCAGCGAGAGUGUGAUUUCUCCAUCGAUGGCAUCAACAGGUGCAUCAGAGACAUCGAGCAGGCCUCCCUCGCUGCUGUGAGCCAGAGCCUGGCCACCAGGGACGACAUCUCGGUGGAGGCUCUCCAGGAGCAGCUGACGUCAGUCGUGCAGGAGAUAGGGCACCUCAUCGAUCCCAUCGCCACCGCGGCGCGCGGAGAGGCAGCUCAGCUGGGGCACAAGGUAACACAGCUGGCGAGUUACUUUGAGCCCCUGGUUUUAGCCGCGGUUGGUGUGGCGUCCAAGACACUAAAUCAUCAGCAGCAGAUGACUGUGCUGGACCAGAGCAAGACACUAGCAGAAUCUGCCUUACAGAUGCUGUAUGCUGCCAAAGAAGGGGGAGGAAACCCCAAGGCAUCUCACACCCAUGAUGCAAUCACUGAGGCUGCUCAGCUGAUGAAGGAGGCUGUGGAUGACAUCAUGGUUACCUUAAAUGAGGCUGCAAGUGAAGUUGGCAUGGUUGGAGGUAUGGUAGACUCGAUUGCAGAGGCAAUGACCAAGCUGGAUGAAGGCACACCUCCGGAUCCGAAGGGAACCUUUGUUGAUUAUCAGACCACUGUGGUGAAAUAUUCUAAAGCCAUUGCUGUAACUGCACAGGAAAUGAUGACUAAGUCGGUUACUAACCCGGAGGAGUUGGGAGGACUUGCAUCGCAAAUGACCAGUGACUAUGGGCAUUUGGCUCUCCAGGGCCGAAUGGCUGCGGCUACGGCAGAACCAGAGGAGAUCGGUUUCCAGAUCAGGACUCGGGUGCAGGAACUUGGCCACGGAUGUAUCUUUCUUGUGCAAAAAGCUGGAGCUCUCCAGAUUUGCCCUACAGACAGCUACACCAAGAGGGAGUUGAUAGAAUGUGCUCGUGCUGUCACGGAAAAGGUCUCCUUGGUGUUGUCAGCCCUCCAGGCAGGGAACAAAGGCACUCAGGCCUGUAUUACUGCAGCCAGCGCCGUGUCGGGGAUCAUCGCGGACCUGGACACCACCAUCAUGUUCGCCACUGCCGGGACCCUGAACGCCGAGAACAACGAGUCCUUCGCCGACCACCGGGAAAAUAUCCUGAAAACAGCAAAAGCUUUAGUUGAAGACACAAAAUUGUUGGUUUCUGGUGCUGCCUCAAGUCAGGACAAACUGGCCCAAGCAGCUCAGUCAUCAGCUAACACCAUCACUCAGCUUGCUGAGGUAGUAAAGUUGGGAGCGGCUAGCUUGGGAUCCGAUGAUCCUGAAACACAGGUUGUCCUCAUCAAUGCUAUCAAGGAUGUUGCAAAGGCCCUUUCUGAUCUCAUUGGUGCUACCAAAGGAGCUGCCAGCAAACCAGCAGAUGAUCCAUCCAUGUACCAGCUGAAAGGUGCUGCCAAGGUGAUGGUAACAAAUGUCACGUCGCUCCUGAAGACUGUCAAAGCAGUAGAAGAUGAAGCUACUCGAGGGACAAGAGCUCUUGAGGCCACAAUUGAGUACAUCAAACAGGAGCUGACGGUGUUCCAGUCCAGCGAGGUUCCAGAGAAGACAUCAUCCCCUGAAGAGUCAAUCCGGAUGACCAAAGGCAUCACCAUGGCGACGGCCAAAGCGGUGGCUGCUGGGAACUCGUGUCGCCAGGAGGAUGUGAUCGCCACGGCCAACCUGAGCCGCAAGGCCGUGGCUGACAUGCUGACAGCCUGCAAGCAAGCCUCCUAUCACCCAGAUGUGAGCGAAGAAGUUCGAGGGAAAGCCUUGCGCUUCGGGACAGAGUGUACUCUGGGGUACUUGGAACUCCUGGAGCAUGUUCUCCUGAUUCUCCAGAAACCAACUCCAGAGCUAAAGCAUCAGUUGGCCUCGUUCUCCAAGCGAGUUGCUGGUGCUGUUACAGAGCUCAUCCAGUCAGCAGAAGCAAUGAAAGGGACAGAGUGGGUGGAUCCAGAAGACCCAACAGUUAUUGCAGAGACAGAGCUGCUAGGGGCUGCAGCAUCAAUUGAGGCUGCAGCAAAGAAGUUAGAGCAGCUGAAACCAAGAGCCAAGCCCAAGCAAGCAGAUGAGACUCUGGAUUUUGAAGAACAGAUCCUGGAAGCAGCUAAGUCCAUUGCAGCUGCUACCAGUGCCCUGGUGAAAUCAGCCUCAGCAGCCCAGAGAGAACUGGUGGCACAGGGAAAGGUUGGAGCAAUCCCUGCCAAUGCAGCUGAUGAUGGACAGUGGUCUCAGGGACUUAUUUCCGCUGCCCGCAUGGUGGCAGCUGCCACCAGCAAUCUCUGUGAAGCAGCUAAUGCCUCCGUGCAAGGCCAUGCUAGCGAGGAGAAGCUCAUCUCAUCUGCCAAACAAGUGGCUGCUUCUACAGCACAGCUGCUUGUGGCUUGCAAAGUGAAGGCUGAUCAUGACUCUGAAGCCGUGAGGAGGCUCCAGGCUGCAGGAAACGCCGUCAAACGCGCGUCCGACAGCCUGGUGAGGGCGGCGCAGAAAGCUGCGUUCGGCAAGGCCGAGGACGACGACGUCGUGGUCAAGACCAAGUUUGUGGGUGGCAUUGCUCAGAUCAUUGCAGCCCAGGAAGAAAUGCUGAAGAAGGAAAGAGAGCUGGAGGAGGCAAGGAAAAAACUGGCCCAGAUCCGCCAACAGCAAUACAAAUUUCUACCCACAGAGCUGAGAGAAGAUGAGGGUUAA
Acanthisitta chloris (rifleman) is the source of this 7539-nucleotide messenger RNA. RefSeq names its product talin 1 (gene TLN1). Bases 1 to 7539 code for a protein of 2512 amino acids. The record is from RefSeq and is a predicted model, not a curated record. The transcript has 57 exons. Gene Ontology annotation, biological process: cell-cell adhesion. Gene Ontology annotation, molecular function: integrin binding; actin filament binding; structural constituent of cytoskeleton. Gene Ontology annotation, cellular component: plasma membrane; cytoskeleton; focal adhesion. NCBI's taxonomy places the organism in Eukaryota, Metazoa, Chordata, Aves, Passeriformes, Acanthisittidae.